CACCGAGCCGAGCGCCUCAGCUCCGCUCCCCCCGAAAUCUUGCCUCCCCGCUAUAAAAUCUCCUUCGCCGGCCGCUUGCGCCGGGGGAGCUUUCCACUUCACGGCUGGUGACCCUACUAGAGAAACCGACCCGGUCCGGGCUCGUGGGCGACGCGAGAUCGUCCAUCAAAAAGGCCGGAUCACACUGAUCACAAGCCUCAAAACUUUUCCAAACCAAGUUAGCUGCGGAGUGGGUGCUCUAAAGCUAACGCUCUCUGCAGUCUGGACUCUGGUUCGCGGUGGCCGCAGCUGCAGCGUCCCCUCCCUUUUUUUGCCACCGAGCAUCACCUGUGCCGCCGGCGCGUAACUGCACCGCGGUCACCGCUUAAGAGGCAGAGGAGGAGGAGGACGGCAGCGGCGUUGGGGGGUCUAGUCUCGUCGUGCGGGUGGCCAUGGGCGUGCACGCCAAGUCGAUGAGCUGGUACAUGAGCCCGCCGGGGUCGCCGCCGGCGCCGGGGAGCGCCGCCACCGAGGCGCAGCACGCGCUGAGCAGCAGCCCCGGGGGCAGCAGCGACGCCAGCUUCGACACCAACAUGGUCAUCAUCCUGGCCGCGCUGCUGUUCGCGCUCCUCUUCGCGCUGGGCCUCAACUCGCUCGCGCGCUGCCUCAUCCGCUGGGCGCGCCGCGCGUCGGAGGGGGAGGACGGCGGCGCCGGCGCCGGCGCGGGCGGGCUCAAGAAGCGCGCGCUCCGGAGCAUCCCCGUCGAGGUGUACGGCGCGUGCGGCGCCGACGGAGCCGCCGUCGACGCCGACGUCUGCGCCAUCUGCCUCGGCGAGUUCGCGGACGGCGAGAAGGUGCGCGUGCUGCCGCGCUGCGCCCACGGCUACCACGUCCGCUGCGUCGACACCUGGCUCCUGUCGCACGACUCCUGCCCCACGUGCCGGGGCUCCGUGCUCGACGGCGCGAAGGCCGCCGCCGCCGCCGCUCCCGCUCCCGCCGCAGGGGGCAGCCGGCGGCAGGGCAGCGAGGCUGCUGCCAUCGCCGUUGUCAUCGGAUGACGUGGACGGGAGGGAGGCGGGCCCCGUGUGCGCGCCCACUGGUGGUGGAGCCACACGGCAGGUAUGCGAGAGCUUCGUUCCGUGGUCCGUGAGAUAUUUUGCUGUGAGAGGCCGACGAGUGGGGCCAGCACUCUUUGUAGGUCACAGUCUAGUCAAAGAUUGCAGCAUGUCCUUCACGAUAUUAUCCCUUGGGUCUGUACUUUAGCUUGGCUUGCUCGUACACGUCGCAGCAGCUGGCUGUUUGUGUAUACUGGGAGUCGAUGACGGCGACGGGGUACGCCUCUAUAGGCAGUUAGGCUUGCAAUAAUACAGUUUAGUUUGUACAUGUUCGAUUUGGCACAGUUUUGGAGCACCGAGCAGAGCACGGAGGUUUGCAGGUCACUAGAUUUUGGAAA
Molecule: messenger RNA, 1432 nt
Organism: Sorghum bicolor (sorghum)
Lineage: Eukaryota; Viridiplantae; Streptophyta; Magnoliopsida; Poales; Poaceae
Product: RING-H2 finger protein ATL74
Exons: 1
Coding region: 432-1037 (201 amino acids)
Source: RefSeq, a predicted model, not a curated record